Penicillium angulare is the source of this 1518-nucleotide messenger RNA. Its product is annotated as putative MFS transporter. The coding region runs from base 1 to 1518 and encodes 505 amino acids. The record is from RefSeq and is a predicted model, not a curated record. Gene Ontology annotation, biological process: transmembrane transport. Gene Ontology annotation, cellular component: membrane. NCBI's taxonomy places the organism in Eukaryota, Fungi, Ascomycota, Eurotiomycetes, Eurotiales, Aspergillaceae. The transcript has 8 exons. Gene Ontology annotation, molecular function: transmembrane transporter activity.
AUGUCCCCUGAAGAACCAGAUAAUAUUGAGACGGGGAUUAGCAAGGCACACGUGGACAAUGUGGAGAUUGUUGCUAAUGCCGCCAAACCCAACCCGCGCAAAGAAGCACCGCCUUAUGUCGCUGGUUUAGAUCCUGAAGAACGAAUCCGAGCUGAGAAGGCUUUGGUUCGCAAGAUUGACCUUCGCCUUCUGCCUAUGAUUAUUAUCAUGUAUAUCCUGAACUAUCUGGAUCGGAACAAUAUUGCGUCUGCUCGUUUAGCUGGUUUGGAGUCGGAUCUAGGUCUUCAUGGAAACCAGUAUGCGACCUGCGUUAGUAUCUUGUUCGUGGGUUACCUCUUGAUGCAGAUUCCAUCAAACUUGAUGUUAAACAAGUUUGGAAAACCUGCCAUCUACCUACCCGUGGCUAUGGUCACCUGGGGUAUCAUUUCGGCAGCUACAGCUGCUGCCCAAAACUUCGCUGGUCUUGUCGUAAUCCGAUUCUUUCUGGGUUUUAUUGAGGCUGCCUACUUUCCCGGAUGUCUCUACUUCUUGAGUGCUUGGUAUACCCGUAAAGAACUUGGAUUUCGCACCGCAGCCCUUUACUCCGGUUCUUUGCUCUCUGGUGCCUUUUCUGGACUUAUUGCUGCCGGUAUUAUCAACGGCAUGGAAGGUGCUAUGGGUCUCCGAGCUUGGCGAUGGCUGUUCAUAAUCGAGGGCGCUGUUACUAUCGUAGUCGCCUUCGUUGCCCUUUGGGUUUUACCUAAUUUCCCCCGAACCACACCUUGGCUUUCAGAGGAGGAAAAGCAGUUGGCUGUCUGGCGCUUAGAGGAAGACAUUGGUGAAGAUGAUUGGGUCGACAGUGAACAACAGUCGUUACUGCAAGGCGCAAAGCUAGCAUUUGUCGACCCCAAGACUUGGAUUUUGACCCUCCUGAUUUUGGGUAUCGUUUCCUCUGCUUCCGUCACCAACUUCUUUCCCACCGUUGUCAAAACCCUUAACUAUGGCAACAUCGAAACGCUGCUCCUUACCGCACCACCAUACUGCUUAGCCGUCAUCUGCGCUUUCGCUAACGCAUGGCAUGCCGAUCGUACCGGGGAACGAUACUUCCAUAUUACACUUCCUCUCUAUAUUUCCGUUGCAGCUUUUAUUAUCGCUGCCUCUACCACUGGCACUGGCCCUCGCUAUUUGUCUAUGAUGCUGAUGGUCCCAUCUUUCUAUUCUGGAUACGUCGUGGCUCUGGGAUGGAUCUCAAAUACCCUGCCCCGUCCUGCAGCUAAGCGUGCUGCUGCUAUUGCCUUGAUUAAUGCCAUCAGCAAUUCUAGUAGUAUCUAUGCUAGUUAUAUGUACCCUGACAGCGAUGCUCCACGUUUUGUUCCCGCCAUGGCUGUAAAUUGCGGUACCGCAUUCAUGGCCAUCGUAGCGGCUACGAUUCUUCGGUUCAUCCUCGUCCGCCUCAACAAGAAGCUCGAUCAUGGUGAGGAGGUUGAGGGUGCCGUUCUUGGCCGCGCUGGAAGUCGUGGCUUCCGCUAUCUGGUCUAA